This is a messenger RNA of Exserohilum turcica Et28A, 1007 nucleotides long. RefSeq lists its product as uncharacterized. NCBI's taxonomy places the organism in Eukaryota, Fungi, Ascomycota, Dothideomycetes, Pleosporales, Pleosporaceae. Gene Ontology annotation, biological process: translation. Gene Ontology annotation, cellular component: cytosolic large ribosomal subunit; ribosome. Gene Ontology annotation, molecular function: RNA binding; structural constituent of ribosome. Bases 1 to 570 code for a protein of 189 amino acids. The record is from RefSeq and is a predicted model, not a curated record. The transcript is spliced from 5 exons.
AUGUUCGAGACGGGCACCGCAAGGAGAGAGAUUGACGAGUGCACAGAGGUCCCCAAGUCCACCAACCCCUACGUCAAGCUGUUGGUGCGUCUGUACAAGUUCCUGGCUCGCCGCACCGAUGCCCCCUUCAACAAGACGGUUCUGCGCCGCCUCAUGAUGUCCAAGACCAACCGUCCCCCCGUCUCCCUCUCCAAGAUUGUCUCCAUCGCGGCCAACAAGAACACCGCCAAGACCCACGAGGGCAAGACCAUCGUCAUUGUCGGCACCGUCACUGACGACAACCGCAUGCUCGAGCUCCCCAAGCUCUCGGUUGCGGCUCUCCGCUUCACUGCCUCGGCUCGCGCUCGCAUCGAGAAGGCUGGUGGUGAGUGCCUCACCAUUGACGAGGUCGCUACCCGCUCCCCCACCGGAGCCAACACCCUCCUCCUCCGCGGACCCAAGAACUCGCGUGAGGCUUUCAAGCACUUUGGCUUCGGUCCCCACUCUGGAAAGAAGCCCUACGUCGAGAGCAAGGGCCGCAAGUUCGAGCGUGCCCGUGGACGCAGAAGGUCGCGUGGUUUCAAGGUCUAAGCUUGUGCUACAAGUGGUUCGGUUUCUCUGGUUUGGCGUGGUCACGGUCAUGGGAAUUCACUUACGAGGCGUGCAUCAUGACUAGCAAUGGCUCUUUGAAGGCCUGCAAAAAGAUACUCGAUGCUCAACAUGAAAUGAAGCAUACAAAUGGGCUCUUGGGGCUCAGGGUCCACCAUGAAAUCUCAUUUUUGAUUCGUGAAGUAUAUUUGUUGUGACUGUGACUUGGAUUGUUCACUUUCAUUCCAAUGAUAUAGAAGCAACAGAAAGUAUUCAUUGGCGGAUACCUCGAUGGUUGGAGAAGACGGUUCCUCGAAAUCGGCGAAUGUUGGGUAUUCAAAAGGCUGCAACAAAACGCUCUUGACAUGACCAUUCUCAUGACCAUUCUCAUCUGCUGUGACGCGGUGCUUCUGUAGUAAUCCGCCGCCUUUGCAGGACUG